This is a messenger RNA of Acanthosepion pharaonis, 1869 nucleotides long. Lineage: Eukaryota; Metazoa; Mollusca; Cephalopoda; Sepiida; Sepiidae. The record is from the annotation of a GenBank genome assembly.
AUGCCUGCUGCUUGCGAUCCAGAUGUUGCUGACAUUGAGGAUAUUGCCAAUUCUCCAGAGAUGAUCACAGACAGGAGUAUUCCAUCCAGGAAAAUGGUUAUGCCUCGUGUACGGAAGCGUCACAAAAAUGUCGUCACACCACCUGUACUUGCUGACAGUUACAUACCAGGAACACAGAAGAUUUAUUUAAAGACUUGGGGCUGUUCCCACAACAAUUCUGAUGGAGAAUACAUGGCCGGACAGCUGGCCAGCUAUGGCUACACAAUAACUGACAGCAAAGAAGAGGCUGAUCUUUGGGUUUUAAACAGUUGCACAGUGAAAAGUCCCGCUGAAGACCAUUUCCGCAAUGAAAUAAACAAAGCAAAGGAGUUGGGCAAAUUUUUGGUGGUUGCAGGUUGUGUACCUCAAGGACAGCCGCAAGCUGAUUACCUUUAUGGCAUAAGUGUGAUUGGUGUACAACAAAUUGAUAGAGUCUUGGAAGUUGUUGAAGAAACUUUAAAAGGUCACACGGUGCGGUUGUUUGGACAAAAAAAGCAAGAAGGCAAAAAAACUGGUGGAGCUUCAUUGGCACUUCCAAAGAUCCGAAAAAAUCCUCUGAUUGAAAUUAUUGCCAUCAAUACUGGUUGCCUCAAUCAAUGUACGUAUUGUAAGACAAAACAUGCAAGAGGAGAACUUGGCAGUUAUCAGCCAGAGGACAUCGUGGCCAGGGCCGUUCAGUCAUUUCAAGAGGGUGUUGUCGAAAUUUGGCUGACUUCUGAAGACUUGGGUGCCUAUGGGCAUGACAUUGGUGUGACCUUGCCUGAACUUUUGUGGAAGCUGGUAGAAGUGAUUCCUCAAGGUGCAAUGAUGCGAUUAGGAAUGACCAACCCCCCGUACAUCCUCGAACAUUUGGAGGAAAUGGCCAAAAUCUGCAAUCACCCAAGGGUUUAUGCAUUUCUUCAUGUACCUGUCCAGUCAGCAUCAGAUGGUGUCCUCAUGGACAUGAAACGGGAAUACUGUAUUGAUGAUUUCCGACGUGUUGUUGACUUUUUAAAAGAGAGAGUGCCUGGGAUUACUAUAGCAACUGAUGUGAUUUGUGGCUUCCCCACAGAAACUGAGGAGGAUUUUGAUGAAACUAUGAAGCUUGUUGAGGAAUACAAAUUCCCCAGUUUGUUUAUCAACCAAUAUUUCCCACGACCGGGGACACCUGCUGCAAAGCUUCCGCGGAUAGAUCCGCAAGAGGUCAAGAAACGAACAAAGGCGAUCUCUGCUCUUUUUCAGUCCUACCAACCCUAUGGCCAUGAGGUUGGUCAGGUUCAAACCGUCCUCGUAACAGAGAUCUCACAUGACAAGAAUUACUAUGUUGGACAUAACAAAUACUAUGAUCAGGUGUUGGUCCCUAAGGACGAGAACCUCAUGGGAAAAUGUGUUGAUGUUGAGAUCACAUCUGCAGGCAAGCAUUACUUGAAAUGCCGCCUCCUUGGUAUGACUGGUGUCCACAGACCAGCAGUUCCUUUACCCCAGCCUAAGGGUCAGGUGUCAGGAGCAAUACCUAUGAAAGAGGUUGUCAUGGAGUCUGCAUCAACAUCGCAAAGGGAGAGAAUUCUUAUGAAAUCUCACAGCCCUAUCGCUGCUCUGUCAUUGAUUGAAAUGUUCAGACGCACUACAUUUCGUAGUGUCACCAGUCCAUACCAUCACAUUUGGGACCCGCCAUACCAUGUACACAACAUUGAAUCAUCCUCAUUCUCUUCAUAUUCCAUUGACUCCCAAGAGGAUGCUUUCCUGCUCACUACGAUCUUCAUGGAUCGACUGUUAUCUAUCCUACAUAUCUCCAUAAACUUCGCCUCUUAUUCCUUCCUUGUAUGCCCUUACAAAAUCCUUAUUUCAUAA